ACUGACACUAUCCGACCCAGGAGAAACAACCAGCCGCCAUCAUGCCAGAUCCCGUCAAAGCACCGAAGAAAGGCUCCAAGAAGGCCGUGUCCAAGAGCGUCUCCAAGACCGGCAAGAAGAAGAGAAAGACCCGCAAGGAGAGCUACGCCAUCUACGUGUACAAGGUGCUGAAGCAGGUCCACCCCGACACCGGUAUCUCCUCCAAGGCCAUGGGUAUCAUGAACUCCUUUGUGGGGGACAUCUUUGAGCGCAUCGCCGGUGAGGCUUCCCGCCUUGCUCACUACAACAAGCGCUCCACCAUCACCUCCAGGGAGAUCCAGACCGCCGUCCGCCUGCUGCUGCCUGGUGAGCUGGCCAAACACGCCGUGUCUGAGGGCACCAAGGCCGUCACCAAGUACACCAGCUCCAAGUAAACCUGCUGUCUGUACCAUCAACUCAAAGGUCCUUUUCAGGACCACCCA
Thunnus maccoyii (southern bluefin tuna) is the source of this 461-nucleotide messenger RNA. RefSeq names its product histone H2B 1/2-like. The record is from RefSeq and is a predicted model, not a curated record. Gene Ontology annotation, cellular component: nucleosome. The transcript has a single exon. Bases 42 to 413 code for a protein of 123 amino acids. Gene Ontology annotation, molecular function: protein heterodimerization activity; DNA binding; structural constituent of chromatin. Lineage: Eukaryota; Metazoa; Chordata; Actinopteri; Scombriformes; Scombridae.